Messenger RNA from Carassius carassius (crucian carp), 363 nucleotides. Its product is annotated as keratin-associated protein 4-3. The coding region runs from base 1 to 363 and encodes 120 amino acids. The record is from RefSeq and is a predicted model, not a curated record. The transcript has a single exon. Lineage: Eukaryota; Metazoa; Chordata; Actinopteri; Cypriniformes; Cyprinidae.
AUGUGCGUCCGGACCAAUCACAGCAGUCCGAUGUGCGACCAGACCAAUCACAGCAGUCCGGUGUGCGUCCGGAACAAUCACAGCAGUCCGAUGUGCGUCCGGACCAAUCACAGCAGUCCGGUGUGCGUCCGGACCAAUCACAGCAGUCCGAUGUGCGUCCGGACCAAUCACAGCAGUCCGGUGUGCGUCCGGACCAAUCACAGCAGUCCGAUGUGCGACCGGACUAAUCACAGCAGUCCGAUGUGCGUCCGGACCAAUCACAGCAGUCCGGUGUGCGUCCGGACCAAUCACAGCAGUCCGAUGUGCGUCCGGACCAAUCACAGCAGUCCGAUGUGCGUCCGGGCUAGUGACAGCGCGCUGUAG